AUGCAAGUCUCACUUCUCAGUGUUAUUACCAUCGUAGCAUUCGCUAUGAACGUCGCUGCUGGCCCCGUGCCGGAUGAGCUUCUCCCACGAAAAUGCUCUGGUAUCGGUACAUGCGGAAAUCUCAUCUGCAAGGUGAAGAGUGGUUGCACCUGCUCCAACGCAGGCUGUCUCAAGGAGUCAAGCCGAAUCUGCACUUGCGCUUAG
Annulohypoxylon maeteangense is the source of this 204-nucleotide messenger RNA. RefSeq lists its product as uncharacterized. The record is from RefSeq and is a predicted model, not a curated record. Bases 1 to 204 code for a protein of 67 amino acids. The transcript is spliced from 2 exons. NCBI's taxonomy places the organism in Eukaryota, Fungi, Ascomycota, Sordariomycetes, Xylariales, Hypoxylaceae.